UAAACACCCUGGUGAGGACACUAAGACGACAAGGUUUUGUGUCCAGGGAUGCCCAGUCAUCCUACAAAGCUGAUUUCUGAAAAGGAGGGGACAGAUGCAUAACUGCUUCCCCAGUGGUGACCUGGGUCUGGGAUCUCAGACCAGAUGAUCUUGAGGGUCCCUUCUGAGUAAGAUUCUAGGUUGUAUUUAUCUUGGUUUAAAACAUUAGGAGUUUUGAGAGUGUCUUGGCCAGUUUCCUUUCUGGAAUUGUGGUGUGAUAUAAUCAAGACACUUACCUGCCUCUUUAAGUCUAUUGGUUGGUUGGUUCAGGUGUGGGUAAAGUGGCCGGUUUGGGGAACAACAAUGUUGUUUACAUUCUUUCUUUCUGAAAAGUCAGGAGCCACCGGCAAGAAAUGAAAGUGAAAUCAGGGGAUAGUGUCAUCAGUCAGCACAAAUGUGACAAAGUUCAGAGAGCUGUUUACUUAGGCACAACUGCGCCUUCCAGCCGGUCACAAGCUCCGGGCUUAUGCUCGGGGCUGCAUCGCCCCCGUCUCCACCAGCCUCGUUUCUGGAACCUGACAUUAGGAGGCAGCGAGAGAGAAGAAUCAAGCGAACCUGAUUUCCUGCUCCUCCUCUUUGUGAGUGUUUUGUGGGCUCUGCACCUUCUGUUUGGAAGCACGGAGGAGCCAUCCCAGCACUGAGUAUAUAUGAGACGUAAAACACGGCCCCUCACCUCAAGAAGCUUUGCCGUCUUGUUAGAUAAGUACAUGCAGUACCUAAAGGACGCUACAAGUCAUUUUCAUUCAUUCAACAACAAAAAAAAAGAGUUCCUACUGUGUAUCAGGCACCAUUCUGGGAUAAAACAGCUAGUGGAAGCAUAAGCUUGGCCUUCAGCUAUAUCAGACCCAAGUGUAACAGGCUUGAAAUAGGAGAAGUAAGAGGAAGCAUUUACACAAAGGCACCCCAAUUCCCAACCUGGACCAUGGAGGUACCCAGGGAGACACCCUGCGAAGCGCAGAAGAUGCCCGUCCUAAGGUCAAGGCGGAGGAACCAGCUGCGGUUCCUGGGAAUCAUGACGCUCACAGUCACAGUGAUCUUCCUGCUGUUCUUUGCUCUCCUCUGGAAGGCCGGCAACCUCAUCGACUUGCCCAACCUCAGAAUUGGCUUCUACAACUUCUGUCUCUGGAACGAGGGCACUGGGGCCCUACAGUGUCACCAGUUCCCUGAGCUGGAGGCCCUGGGGGUGCCUCGAGUUGGCCUGGCCCUGGCCAGGCUUGGCGUGUACGGGGCCCUGGUCCUCACCCUCUUCGUCCCCCUGCCUCUCUUCCUGGCCUGGUGCAACAGUAACGAGGGAGAGUGGCAGCUGGCCGUGGGCUUCCUGGCCACGUCCUCCAUGCUGCUGGCCAGCGGCCUGGGCCUCUUCCUCACCUACACAUGGAAGUGGCUCCGGCCCUCCCUCCUGGGGCCUGGGUUUCUAGCUCUGGGUGUUGCCCAGGGCUUACUCAUCCUCUUGCUUAUGGCCACAGUCAUGUUCCCUCAGAGGGCAAAGGACAAGAACUUUAGAGCUGCUAGCUCUGUCUAAAGGCUUAUGUGACUGCAAGGGUUCUGUUUGAACUAUGCUCAGAGAAGGUGCCAGAGAAUUCACGGGCUGCUGUGUCUUCUCAGCCAUCCUGUUUCAUAGCUAAUGCUGAUCUCAAGCUCUAGCAGACAGGACCCACCGCGGAGGGGGUAGGGCACCCGACGUCAAGGACAAGAGGCAGCAAGGGCGGCCAGGGCUCCCUCAGCUUCUUAGUGUAGGGUUGUGUGUCCUUUGGGACUUGUAAGGUUCCCAAAGACACCCUAAAACCACACAGCUCAUUGUCACAAGAAUUCCUGCUUUAAUUAACUGAUCUGAGCAAGCCAUUCUUACUUUAUCCUCAGAACAACGGGGAAAUAAGGCUUCCUGUCAUGGGGCCAGAUUUCCAGGACAAGUUGCCAAAUGCCAGACUGGAACCCAGUGAGGGCCUAUGAAGAAACACCUCAGGGGCCCCGGGGGCCCUGCCUGGCCAGCUCCCCACCUCCAUCCAAGGCGGGUAGAAUGCGAUGAGCCCCCCACCUCUGACAACGCUCCCAAAGGCCCAGGAAUAACCUGGGGGAUUCACCGAAGACAGAACACAUGGGCACGAAGAGCAGCCCUGGUGGCUUUGAAGGUUCCUCUGAAAAGGCUCCCGGACCUGAAGCCCGACAGAGCAGGGGGUCAGCGGGCAGAUCACUCCCAGCACGUGACCUGGGAGUUCAGGAGCCGAAGACGCUGGGUCCCUGGUCAGGAGAGGAAGGUGCACAGGACUGACCGGUUCCACAUCCACGUGAAUGCCGCAUCCCCUCACCUCUCACCCCGGGCCCAGAAAGGAUACAAGCACAACUCAUGCACUGGCGAACUGUGUGUAUUUUUCAGCACCUGUAUAUUUAAAACCUGUACAGCACGUGAUUGCCUCAUCCUAUGCCUGUCAAAAGCCACACUGAAUACAGAAGCAGAAACACGGA
This is a messenger RNA of Balaenoptera musculus (blue whale), 2502 nucleotides long. It is a transcript of the gene TMEM140, whose product is annotated as transmembrane protein 140. The transcript is spliced from 4 exons. Bases 962 to 1561 code for a protein of 199 amino acids. Lineage: Eukaryota; Metazoa; Chordata; Mammalia; Artiodactyla; Balaenopteridae. The record is from RefSeq and is a predicted model, not a curated record.